AAUGUCAAUAUCAACCUGCAAGAACACAACACACUUCAGUUCAGAGCACAGGGUCAUGGAGCUAAGGGAGAUAAUGAAUACGAGUUCAAGUUGGAGUUCCUGGAACCUGUUAGACCCGAGAUCAAGCACAAAUCCACUGAGCGUCAGGUUGACAUCAAAAUCAAGAAGAAGGAGGAGCGCUGGUGGGACCGGCUGACGCUGCAGGAGAAAAAGCCUCUGUUUCUGGCCCCAGACUUCGACCGAUGGCUGGAUGAGUCGGACGCCGAGAUGGAGCUUCAGGCUAAGGAGGAGAAGCUAAACAAGAUAAGUGUGGAGUCAAGAGUUCGUAAUGACCCAUACCUGGGUCUGAAGAAAAGCUACUUGUUCAUGUACAACCUCGUGCAGUUCCUGGGAUACUCCUGGGUCUUUGUCAACAUGACUGUCCGCCUCUUCAUUCUUGGUCAAGACUCGUUCUAUGAUACCUUCCACACCACAGCUGAUAUCAUGUAUUUCUGUCAGAUGAUGGCCGUGCUCGAGGUCAUUAAUCCUUUGUUGGGUCUGGUUAAAACUGGAGCUUUUCCAGCUAUGAUACAGGUUGCGGGGAGGAAUGUUAUUUUGUUCGUCGUCUUUGGCAGCCUCGACGAGAUGCAGAACAAGCCUGUUGUCUUCUUCGUCUUCUACCUGUGGAGCACCAUCGAGAUCUUCAGAUACCCAUACUACAUGCUGGCCUGCAUCAGCACAGAGUGGAAGAUGCUAACGUGGCUGCGGUACACCAUCUGGAUUCCUCUUUACCCGCUGGGAGUCAUAGCUGAAGCCGUGGCUGUGAUCCAAUCCCUGCCCAUCUUUGAUGAGACCCGUCUGUUCAGCCUGCCUCUCCCCGAGAUGUUGGGAAACUCUUUAAGCUUCUCCUACACUUUGCAGCUCUACCUGGUUUUCAUGUUUCUGGGACUCUUCAUCAACUUGCGGCACCUGUACAAGCAGAGAAGAAGACGAUACCGCACAAGGAAAAGGAAAGUGCACUAACUGAUCGACACCCUUGCCUUGCGCACACUUCAAAGCAGCUGGUUUUCUUUGUGUUUUUGUUUUGUUUUUGUUUGUUUGUUUGUUUGUUUGUUUUUUUUAUCCUUUUAUUUCCUGUUCUCAUUUUCAUCCGCACACACUAAGGUGAUGUUGGAGCACUGGUCACAUUUUUUUCUCCACUGUGUCAACUCUGUCCUGUACUGUAAACGCUUCUGUAGCAGACGGAUGGAUCACGGAUGCUGAACAAACGUCUCCUGAUGGCACCAUAUGUGCUGAUCUUACUGCUGAGAGAUUGACUUGUUUGUUGUCUGUAUUUAUUGAGUUUUCCACGCUAGAGGUGUCUUUAUAAAGUAAUGUUUUUGUUUGUUGAUAUUUUGGGACAUAAAUAAAAAAGUUUGUUUUUUUUAUCACAAGAAUGGAAAUGAAUAAUGAGAAUCUUUAUAAUUGUGAUUUAUGAAUAGCGAUUUAGUUCAUAAUUAGAAAAGAUAUUGUUAAUGCAUAAUUAGGAACCAAUUUAGGACCUCUUUUGUCUUUCGUGUAUUUCACGUUAUUUAUAAAACUUUAAUAAUAAUAAUGUUACACUCAAAGUUGAUCUUUAAAUCAUGUUUACUGGAGCUUUAUGGUAUUUUAAGCCACAUAUUAAAAGUCACACACCCUUUACCAUCAUAUUUCUCCUUACAUGUAAAUGUAUUUGAAAACUGAUGCAGUUUGGAUGCCGUUCUCUGCUCUGAUCCAAGAUACAACUUCUCUAUUAUGUCCAUUCCAAAGUCUUCAAGGUUUUUGAAAGUUGUUUUCUGCUUCAGUUGUCGCAAGUACAUGAAUGAGUGAGAGUCUAAACAUGGCGUGUCAUGUCCGCUUGAACACAAACCACGGUGUGGACAUGGCAAUACUGUAUCCAAAAAAGAGAGGUUUUGUGAUUAGCAGUGUUUACCAUGUUAAUAUGAACUCUCCACAAAAAGGUCAGCUGUGAGGUAAAUGUUCCAGAAGUUAAGGUUAAGCUAUAACACCACUUGAACUUUUAAAGCUGUUGUGUCAGAUGCCUUUACAAUAAAACGCUGUGGCUGCAAACUAUGAACAGUUUUAGAGUUACUUUAUUUUCUCCUCAUUGGUUCCACGGUGCAUUUGCAGCACUGAGCUUUGGAUGGAGCUGUCAGUCACUCAGUGCUUUGAAUAUUAACAAAGUCAUGCAAAUGUUCUUAGCAGUUUGUUUGUUUUGGGAGUGAUUCACAAUCCUUCAUACCAAUCCUUGCGUUAGCUUCAACAGCAAUGUGUGACAGUAUGCAUUUAGCUCAUGAUUUUCAAAGUUUGUUGGGGGUAUUUUGGGGACAGGGGGAUCUUCUCUCUGCAUCUUCUCUUUUAGUCGCCCCAGAUCCACUUGAUUUCACUAACAGAUCCUGCUCAGUGCAUAUAAAACAUGUAUGAAAUAUAUAAAUGAUAUGAGAAGGAGCUGUGCAUGCCUUAUUUUUUUGUCCCAGUGUUUCAUCAUUUCCUUAAUUGUUCACUAUUUCCCAGCCACUCUUUCUUUUGCAUUUAUUUGUUUGCUAACAUUUUUGCCAUUUCAUUUGUGUUUUCAUGUUCAAUUUUUUUUAUGUUUCUCUGUUUGUGAGUGGAUGUCGUUUGUAAGAUACGUAUUGGGCAUUCAACUUGAUAUGGAGUGCUUUGCAUGUCUAUGUUUUUUUUUUUUUUCUUUCUGUGUUUUCAGAUGUUCUCAUGCCGGCAAAUUCAGGCCGGUGCUGGACCUUUUUAUAAGUUUUGUUUCUUCACAGUGUUUUGGGAGGGGAAAGAUGAAAUAAACAUUCUUAUUUUGAA
This is a messenger RNA of Haplochromis burtoni (Burton's mouthbrooder), 2808 nucleotides long. RefSeq names its product very-long-chain (3R)-3-hydroxyacyl-CoA dehydratase. Gene Ontology annotation, molecular function: 3-hydroxyacyl-CoA dehydratase activity. NCBI's taxonomy places the organism in Eukaryota, Metazoa, Chordata, Actinopteri, Cichliformes, Cichlidae. The record is from RefSeq and is a predicted model, not a curated record. Gene Ontology annotation, cellular component: endoplasmic reticulum membrane. Gene Ontology annotation, biological process: very long-chain fatty acid biosynthetic process; fatty acid elongation; sphingolipid biosynthetic process.